AUGAUACAAAAUUUCCAUUGCUCACGUGUAGUGGAAACCCUUACCGGUCGCCUCCCGGCAUUUCUAGAGUCUAGACCGCGCUCCCAGCGGACCGCGCAAACCAAACAUAGCGCCGAAAUCGAACAUGUGGUUCUCAAUGAGGCGGUAGAACUGGGCAUGGAAUUUCUGGUUGGCCGAGCUCGGAUGACAGCAAGCUGCAGCGAAUCGGGUGCUUCCGAGUGGGAACCACACCAUCGAGGGGAACUCUCGAGUCUUAUGCAGGAUCUUCGGCUCCGUGAUAUUGUGUCAUCUCGACUGACAUGGCGGUUUAUCACCAUUUCCGAAGGCCAGCACAUCAUCCGAAAGACGCGUCAAAGAGAAAAGGGAAAGCCCAUGACGACAUGUUUAGUUCCAUAUUGCAUACCAUCCGCAAGCCAAGGCCCACGUUCAUGGAAAUUCGAUCUGCUGCUUCUCGUGGAGCGGUUUCGGCCCAAGUGGAGUUUGAUGGAUACGAGGAAGUAUUUCCGGUAUGAGAACCUUUCCAGGUUACCGGAGGGUCCGGGUGACAAGUUGCCGACGUCGUGA
Molecule: messenger RNA, 564 nt
Organism: Colletotrichum lupini
Lineage: Eukaryota; Fungi; Ascomycota; Sordariomycetes; Glomerellales; Glomerellaceae
Exons: 5
Coding region: 1-564 (187 amino acids)
Source: RefSeq, a predicted model, not a curated record